This is a messenger RNA of Betta splendens (Siamese fighting fish), 1754 nucleotides long. It is a transcript of the gene glrx5, whose product is annotated as glutaredoxin 5 homolog (S. cerevisiae). The transcript has 2 exons. The record is from RefSeq and is a predicted model, not a curated record. The coding region runs from base 137 to 607 and encodes 156 amino acids. Lineage: Eukaryota; Metazoa; Chordata; Actinopteri; Anabantiformes; Osphronemidae.
AAUCAUCUUUCAGGUCCCGCCCUCCUUGCGUUUCUGAAGCGUGUAAAGCCACUGGAUCCAUUUCCGUUUGCUUCGAAGCAAGUUUGUUAGCGCGUUGUUUUAAUUCUUCCAUUCCAUUUCUAACUUACCAAAGAACAUGAACAGUCUAAUUGGAUCAACGGUUCGGUGCCUGCGGUCGGGGGCCGCGUCGUUUCUGUCCAGACGAGCUGACGGACGCGUGUGCACGGUCUCGGCCCGGCUCCUGUGCUCGGCGUCCGACAUCCAGAAAGACCUUGGUGAGAUGGUGAAGAAGGAUAAAGUGGUUGUGUUCAUGAAGGGGACGAAGGCACAGCCCAUGUGCGGCUUUAGCAACGCUGUGGUCCAGAUCCUCCGGAUGCACGGGGUGGACGACUACGCUUCGUACAACGUGUUGGACGACCAGGACCUCCGACAAGGAGUCAAGGUCUUUUCCAACUGGCCCACGAUCCCUCAGGUGUACUUCAACGGCGAGUUCGUGGGAGGCUGCGACAUUCUGCUGCAGAUGCACCAGAACGGCGACCUGGUGGAGGAGCUGAAGAAGCUGGGCAUUCGCUCUGCCCUGCUGGACGCAGAGAAGGAGUCCAAGUAGACGACGAGCAUGAAACUCAAACAGCCGAUUUAAAAUGGACCCACUUCUCACCCCCUACUCAGAGGACUGCCCAUGUUUUGGUGGCAGCCCUGUAUCUUAAGUUAUGGAUGUUAGGCUUCAACAUGCUCCAGAGCUUGGAGUGUGAUACAGAGCUGCUGCUGACCUGCUGACACUAUUCAGUUUGCACUGACACUGAUUGUUUAGUUAUUAAAUUGUCUUUACUGGGAUUUAAAAUCACUUUUACCUGCAGUUUAAGUCUACAGCUUUGUUUCUCAUCUUGAAAGCUACAGUAACAAAUGUUUGAUGACUUAGGGGCAGUAGAACCAGCCUUUUGAACAAGCAGCACGUUGAGUUGAGCAAGGGCAUUUUAAAGCUACAAACUGACUGUUGUGUCCAGACAGAUUGGUAGCUGUGGCGGUCAGAAAACCAACAAACUGAUCUAAAAGCUGCCUUAAGACUGUCUAGUAUAAAAUAUAGAUGCUUUAAUAUUUCUACGCACAUACACACAUAUUACGGAGACAGAAAGUUGUGGUCUUUCUUUUGCCCUUCCUGUGUUUUUUCAUCUCCAGUUACAACUUUUGUUUAAAGACUUUGCAAAACCUUGAAAAAUAAUACAAUCAAAAAGAGCUUAGCUCAGGACUUCCAGGCUCUCAGUUUGAAAAUUAACAGCUAAACAUUAACGUCACUGGUAAUUUUAGCCUUCUGCUGCCUAAAGGAGAUUAUCAGUUGCCAACCAAUGCUCUAGAGAGUAAAGCUGUCGAUCUUGCUCAACCUGCCUAUUAAAAUCCUCCUCACUGCCCUAAGACUGCAGUAAAAGUAAAAGUGUUUCUUUGUUUGGUUGCAAUAACAAACCCUUCACGAUGCCAGAAACCUCCUAAAUGACUCACUCGCAUACGCUGAAACGCAACAAAACUGCCACAAAACCCCUUGUUGUCUGUCACUAAAUGAGUAGAUGUUUGCUUUUGUUUGGGACGGAAGCGUGAGGGGUGUUUGAGAUAAACCUGAAUGCUCCUUCUGGUGCACACAGGUGUAUAAUGGAAGCAAUGACCAUAUAGUACAUUGUAAGAUAUUGUACAUUGAAAUAUUAUCAAAUGUAUUUUGGCUCCAUGUAAAACUUAUUCCCCUAUUAAAUAUUUUGUGACACAAA